This is a messenger RNA of Trichobilharzia szidati, 2180 nucleotides long. Lineage: Eukaryota; Metazoa; Platyhelminthes; Trematoda; Strigeidida; Schistosomatidae. The record is from the annotation of a GenBank genome assembly.
AUUUUCUUCCUAAAAGCUUAUGAAAUACUAACAAAAAUAGGUUUUAUGCAUUCUGAUUAACAUUUGUGUAUUUUAACAGUGUUGUAUAACACCAGUUGCUAUUUCGGAUUAGUCAACACAAUGACUAAAAGAUCGAAAAAACCAAUAUCUGAAGAAGAAUCUCAAUUAAGAAAAGGUCUUAAGAAAGAACUUCUCUAUUUUUGUCAAACAACUACAAUUCGUGGUGUAACAAGAGUUGUAAACGCUCGUAAUCAAACAUUACAAUCUUUAUGGAUAGGAUCAGUUAUCUUAUUUUUCGGUGGUUUAUUUGUCUGUAUGUUUAUAUUAACACGUCAAUAUCUGGAGUAUAAUGUAAUUCAUCCACCGCAAGUAUUACGUGAUACACUAUCCCCUUUUCCAUCAUUAACAUUAUGUAAUCUAAGACCAUUAUCUUCUGAAGCUAAAAAUAUUCUAGAAAAGUAUAAAUUAAAAUCACCGAGACAGUUUGCUACAGAUGUGAACAAUUUCGCUGCUAAGGCAUAUUAUUAUAAUAAUGAAGAACAUUCAUAUCAACAAGUGACUAGCGCAAUAUCAAUGGGAGGAUAUUUAGAAAGUUUGCCUAAAAGUGUUGUCCCAAAACUUGGACAUAAUUUAAGUGAUACAGUUAUUCACUGUAUGGUAAUUCAUACAGAAGGUAGCAAACGUGUUAUGAAUGGAUGUACACAGGUUGGAAAAUGGCGUCCAUUUGUGCAUGCUCAAUAUUUAAACUGUUAUACAUAUGACGUAAAUGAACGUUAUCGAGAUCAUGUAAGAACAAUAGAAUUAUUCGUCUACUUAGAUGAGCCAAUGAAUGUUACAUUUUGUGCAGAUUGUUUUAGCUCAGAAAUAAAAUCUCAGUUAAGCGGAGCUGUAGUUACUGUACACAAUGCAGAAACUUAUCCAGACAUAAAUCAGGAAGGAAUCAAUAUCCAGCCUGGUAGUUUAACAGAGAUAAAGGUUAAAACUAUCAAGCAUACACAAAAAACACCACCAUAUGGUCGCUGUUCUCCUGAUACUCCAACGACAAUUAAUCUCUAUGGUUCUCAAGUGUAUGCGUAUUCAGAACACGCAUGUCGAAUGAGUACAAUUCAGGCUGAAAUUAAUUCAUUAUGUGGUUGCAAUGCUAUUGAGUUUCCUUAUCUAAAUGAAAGUUUACCAUUUUGCCUUGAACUGAGUUCAUUUGUUAAAGAAGGCAAUUGUGAAAUCAAUCCUUCUACAUCACAAACGAGUAUAAUUCAUAAUUCAAUUAGUAAUCAAUCAUUAUUGAAUAAUAUUACAUCAUCAUCAACAAAGGAUAAAGACAUUGAUAGAAUAUCAAAACUACACUUGAAUCCUGAAUGCUUAUCAGAACUUGAAGCUGUAAAAAAUCGUGUACUAUGUAAAUCAGAAGUUACUAAACACUAUCAAGGUGAUGUGGUUCUAUCCUGCACACUGCCAUGUGCUUUCUUCGCUUAUGAAACUGACAGAUCAACAUCAACUUGGCCAACAAAAUCAUGGCAGUUCAGUUGGUUAUCAACACGAGCUGGUAGAAAAGUAGCCAGUCGACCGGAUUUAGCUGGCUAUCGGUUGGCUAAGCAAAAACUGGAAGUUCCAGGCGGUGAGAAAGAAGCCCAAGAAUUUUUAUCAAAAAGCAAUGUAUUAGAAAGAAAUUUGCUGGCAAUUAUGCUUAUCCGACCAAAUUUCAAUGUGCAUAGAGUUGAUGAGAAAGAAGUUCUUUCGCUCACAAGUUUACUAUCUCAAUCAGGUGGUUUACUCUCCAUAUGGAUUGGUCUUAAUAUGAUGUCCGUCAUAGAAGUGGUAGAAUUAAUCAUUCAUCUUUUCAGAAAGUGUAGACAUUUUUCAAAAACGAAACGACUACGUCAAAGUCAGAGAAGUCAAAUACUGUGUGAUACAGCACCGACACAACAGACGAAUGCACACAGUGAGUUAGAAGUAGUAGCAGUAGAAGAUAAAAGGUGUCCAGAAGUCAAUAAAACUGAAUACAACGGAAAAGAAAACAGGAUUAUAAACAAUGGUCCCACACAUGUAUGCCCAAGAAGACGAUCUCCAAGUGUUUCUGAUCAAACAAUGUCUACAAAUCUGUUAAAAUAUUCACCUUAAAUUUGACCCAUAUACAUACCAUUUCACACAUUAUACACAUUUACGAGGUAACUGAACCUGUG